AGCACUUAUCUCGAGUAAUCAAUUGAAAAUAUUUACUGUCACAAUGAAUUUGUAUUAGUCCUCUUAAAUCUCGUCCUAAACAUAGUGCAAAAUGUAUAUCAGUUUUAUUAUUUUAAUAUUAUUGAAUUUUUCAAAAUGUCACGGCUUAGAUCGUUUGAAUUUGGGUGGUUUUUGGAGGUUGAAUGGAACUAACCAAGAACAUAAGAUACUCAAUGCAACAGUACCAGGAGGGAUAUUUAGCGAUUUAUUAUUGAAUAAAAUCAUUGAGGAUCCACUUUAUGAUGAGAAUGAUCAGAAAUACAAAUGGGUUGGAGAAUCAGAUUGGAUAUAUUAUAGAAAUUUUACAGUCCCAGAAAGUAUGCUUGGUUACAAUAAUAUAAAUAUUAUAUUUGAAGGACUUGAUACAAUAGCUUCAAUAUAUUUGAAUGGGAUACAUAUAGGAAAUACCAGCAAUAUGUUUGUGAAAUACAUUUUUGAUGUAAAGCAUGUACUUUCGUUGGGAACUAACCAAAUAGAAAUCUUGUUCACCUCACCGGUACAAAUGGGAAAAACAUUGGCAAAUGAUAGCCUUUAUCCAAUACCACCACAAUGCCCACCAAAUGACUAUAGGGGCGAAUGUCAUGUGAAUCAAUUGAGAAAAAUGCAAGCUUCUUUCUCCUGGGACUGGGGACCAGCAAUAGCUUCAAUGGGAAUCUGGAGAGAUGUAUAUCUCGAAGGCUCCAAUUCCUCUGUUAUCAGAUACGUUGUGGUAGAGCUGAUAGAAGAUUCUGCAAACGAUAUGUGGAAUGUGAAAAGUAAAACAUAUCUGUCAAAAACUCGAGGAGCAAAAGCAGAUGAUACCAAGAUUAUUUAUAGAAUUGAAGCUGAUUUCCACACUAAUCUGAUAUUCGUUGAGGAUGUAAAUGGUACAAUUUUCGACUUGGACGAGCCUGUUAUUGAAAACACACUUCAGGUUCCGAAGAAUGUAGUAAAAAGAUGGUGGCCCAAUGGUUACGGAGAACAAAACAUGUACAAUUUCAACGUUUCCAUUAUUUCUCUAGGAGGGAACGAUACCUUCAUACAAAGAAUAGGAUUUAGGACAGUCGAGCUUGUACAAGAAGAAAUAAAAGGAAGCAAACAAGAAAAAUGGGGAAACACCUUUUAUUUCAAGGUGAAUGGAAUUCCUAUCUUCGCCAAAGGUUCUAACUAUAUUCCAUCCAGCAUCCUUCCUGAAAAAGGGCAGGAUAAGAAGCUCAUAGACUCAAUUUUACAAACGGCACGAGAUUGCAACAUGAACAUGCUCAGAGUUUGGGGAGGUGGAAUCUAUGAAUCGGAUUAUUUUUAUCAAAGGACUGAUGAAUUAGGGAUAAUGGUAUGGCAGGAUUUCAUGUUUGCUUGUGCUCUUUAUCCCACAAGGAAGGAGUUUCUGGAGAACGUGAGAAGCGAAGUGAACCAUCAAGUGAAACGAAUAGCUAGCCAUCCCUCAAUUAUUUUAUGGGCCGGAAACAAUGAGAACGAAGCUGCUAUCACCGGAAAUUGGUAUAGAAGUAACGGAAAACAAAUAUACAACGAUGACUACAAGAAACUGUAUAAGCAAACAAUCCGAACAGAAUUCCAAAAAUUAUUGGAAGGAGGAAUAUUCUUGUUGUCAAGUCCAAGCAAUGGGAUUAAGACAGAUGAAGAUGGCGGAAUAUCUAAAAAUCCUUACGACCUACGAUACGGAGAUGAUCACACUUAUAUCUAUGCAUUAGAUGGUUUCAACCCGAAUAUUUAUCCCAUUCCAAGAUUUUCAUCUGAGUAUGGAUUUCAGUCCUAUCCGGCGUACUCUUCUCUCAAGAAAUCCACCAGCAAUGAAUCCAAUCUGGUAAUAGGAAGUGGUUUCUUGGAAGGCAGACAACACCACCCUUUGGGCGAUUUAGAAAUGACGCUCCUCAUCAGUUAUCAAUUCCAAUUGCCGCCAAGAAAUAGCGCCAAUUAUACGAGAGUUUUCAUUUACUACAGCCAAGUCUACCAAGCGGCUGCUAUAAAAACUGAGACAGAACAUUAUAGAAAAUAUAGGAGUAUCCUUAAUUUAGACGGUACCGGUUUGACCAUGGGGGCCCUCUACUGGCAGCUGAAUGAUGUAUGGCUAGCUCCCACUUGGUCUGGAAUGGAUGUUUCUGGAAAAUGGAAAAUUCUUCAGUAUUUGAUUCGGGAUGCAUUCGCCCCUUUGAUAACUGUCGGACAGUUGACUCCUUAUGGAAGUUUAGAUAUAACAAUUGUAUCUGACAAAACCGUAUUAACUGAUGCUACGUUAUCUGUUGAAGUGUUCAAAUGGGAUUCCUUCACACCUAUUGCAAAAAUCGAGAAAAACGUUUCAAUGGAGACAACUUCAUCGAAAACGGUCAUGUCGAUGCAAACUAGCGAAUAUCUGACCGAAUUGGGUUGUGGCCAAUUGUCCAAUGCAGCCAAUAAUUGUUUCUUUACUCUGAAUCUCCUCAAUGGAACUACGAAGCUAGCACCAGAAAAUUUCGUUUUUCCAAAACCCUUGCAUGAUUCGAAUUUGCAAACGCCAAAAAUAGAGAUCACAUCAGUAACAACUAUAAGUUCAGAUAAGGAACGGAGAUUCAAAAUCGUUCUGAAGACUUCUCAAAUAGCACUUUUCAUCUGGUUGGAGUGUGGAGAAGUAACUGGAAAGUUUUCCGAGAAUGGAUUCCAUCAAAUCACCUCAACAAAAACUAUUUAUUUCGAAACGGAUGGAGAUAUAAGCUCUGAGGAAUUGAGGAAAACGAUUGCAAUCUCUAAUAUUCUCUCAGUCAGUGAAAUGUAUUAGUUCAUCUGGAAAAUAAAUCAUUUAAUAUAAAAAACCCAAA
This is a messenger RNA of Harmonia axyridis, 2831 nucleotides long. RefSeq names its product beta-mannosidase. The record is from RefSeq and is a predicted model, not a curated record. The transcript has 13 exons. Lineage: Eukaryota; Metazoa; Arthropoda; Insecta; Coleoptera; Coccinellidae. The coding region runs from base 92 to 2791 and encodes 899 amino acids. Gene Ontology annotation, molecular function: beta-mannosidase activity. Gene Ontology annotation, biological process: glycoprotein catabolic process; carbohydrate metabolic process.